AGGAGGAAAAUUUGGGAGAAAAGUUGACAGUAAGGAGAGGGGGAGUAUUGGUUAGAAAAAGCACAGGUGGUGGCCCAACCACUCCAGUAGUGUCCUCAUGCAAUUGGAGACCUUGUUGCCCUUUUGACCUUGAUGCCAUCAUUAAAGACUCCCCCUUUACCAUUGAUACCAGCUCCUCCUCCUCCUCUGUCUCUGCUAGAAAGCUAGCUGCUGCUCUUUGGGAGUUUCCAACACUUCCAAUUCCUUCCAAAGAUGCACAGGGCUUCUCACACUAAUGGUGGUGGCGCCGAUGGCAGUGGUGGUGGUGGUGGUGGUGCUCCACCUCCUAGGCUGAGACACCUUCAGCUCCAUCACCACCACCCCAGCAGAGACAAGAAGGCUCUUGAUCUUUCUCACUUUUUGGCUGAUAAUUGUGCUAGUUCUCCUGACCAGCCAGAAAGUGCAAGCAGUUUAAGGAGGCAUAUUGCAGCAUCGUUGAUGCAACAUCAUCGAACGAUUGAAAGGAACAGAUUGAACAAUCACAUUUUGCAGCCUGCAUCGCCUGCAAGCUACGGUAGUUCCCUGGAGGUGGCUCCGUAUAACCCUGCAGUCACCCCUAGCAGUUCUUUGGACUUUAAGGGAAGGAUUGGCGAAUCACACUAUAAUCUUAAAACAUCUACAGAACUGCUACAAGUUUUGAACCGGAUUUGGAGCUUGGAGGAACAGCAUGCAUCUAAUAUAGCAUUGAUAAAAGCGUUGAAAACAGAGUUGGAUCAUGCUCGUGUUAAGAUCAAGGAGUUGCUUCGGGUUCGGCAAGCUGAUCGACAUGAGCUAGAUGAUUUGGUGAAACAAAUUUCAGAAGAUAAACUAGUUAGGAAGAACAAAGAACAGGAUCGAAUCCAUGCUGCAGUUCAGUCCGUCAGGGAUGAGCUAGAAGAUGAGAAGAAGUUAAGAAAACGAUCAGAAAGCCUACACAGGAAGUUAGGGAGGGAGCUUUCUGAGGUCAAAUCUUCUCUUACUAAUUCUGUGAAAGAGCUUGAAAGAGAGCGGAAAUUAAGGAAGUUGUUAGAAGACCUAUGUGAUGAGUUUGCUAAGGGAAUAAAAGAAUAUGAGCAAGAGGUGCAUUCUUUAAAACAGAAGACUGACAAGGAUUGGACCGGAAGGUCUGACCGUGAUAGAUUGAUACUCCAUGUAUCUGAAUCGUGGUUGGAUGAGCGGAUGCAGAUGCAGCUAGAAGAAGCCGAGUGUGGUGUUUCAGGAAAAAACUCAAUAGUGGACAAGUUAAGCCUUGAAAUAGAGACCUUUCUUAGAGCUAAACAUAUGAACACUCCAAAGAAUACAGAAAAUCUGAUGACAAGAAACCGUAGGAAUUCAAUGGAAUCUGUCCCUCUGAAUGAGGUUGUGAGUGCGCCUCAAGACGCAGGUGAAGAAGAAGAUGAUUCUUUAGGAAGUGAUUCAAAUUGUUUUGAGCUCAAUAAGCCGACCAACAGUGACUUCACAUUGCUUGGGGAUGAAGCUGUCAAUAAUCAUAUCGAGGAAAAGGUUAGAUUAGAUCCCUCAAAGAAAAACUCGGUCUCUUCUGACAGGGUAAGAAGUCGGAGUCCCUCCUGCUUGCAAGUGAAGUUUGAAGAACAGAUGGCUUGGGCCAUGUCAUGUAAUGGAAAUAAAAAGUCCCAGAUGGAGAAUCCAGAGCAGGGGAAAACUGAAGAAGGGAAGCCGCCCGAAAUAAGCGCAUCCCAGAAAUCUGAACGUUGUGUAGCCACUGAAGACACCGCUUACAGAAAAGGAAAUAAACAAGAUGAAAUUCAUGUUUCAAAUUCGAAUCACAUGGCUGAAAACCUUAUAAGAAGUCAACUAGUGAUGUCGGAUGGUGGGGGGAAUGUAAAUGAGGCUUCCUGCAGUAAUACUGGCUGGAGGAAUCAGGCUAGUCCAGUAAGACAGUGGAUGGCGAGACUCGCAUCACCUGUUUGUGACAUGUCCGAAUUGCCUCCACGGAUAAGGGAGAACACCCUGAAGGCAAAGCUUCUUGAAGCAAGGUCAAGGGGACAAUGGACACGUUCAAAAGCUUCCAAAACCACAUCUAAAUCAUCCGAAAGGGUUAACUGAUCCUGCAUCGCCUACUGGUUGGAAGUUCAUAUUGUGAAUAUUGCCGUGGCACAAUCUCGGGAAUGAAUAUCUAUGGUUUCACUAGGGUUCUCUCUCUCUCUCUCUCUCUCUCUCUCUCUCUCUCUCUCUCUCUCGUAGUUUUUGAAUUUUUGAAAAGGCAGUUUGUAAAUGAGUGUAAUGUUAAGAGUUGAAAGACCAACAACAAUUUUGGUUAUGCUAUUCUGGGCACCUAACGUGCCACGAAUGUAGGUUUGGAAAGAGAGUUAAGGAAAGUAGACAUUUCUAGUAAUUGUAGCCUCUUCACUCCAAAUUGUAUGUUCUACAAGUUUUAUUGGAAUCAGUUGGAAUUGGA
Pyrus x bretschneideri (Chinese white pear) is the source of this 2437-nucleotide messenger RNA. RefSeq lists its product as uncharacterized. Bases 253 to 2085 code for a protein of 610 amino acids. The transcript has 3 exons. NCBI's taxonomy places the organism in Eukaryota, Viridiplantae, Streptophyta, Magnoliopsida, Rosales, Rosaceae. The record is from RefSeq and is a predicted model, not a curated record.